AUGCCUACCCAGAGAUGGUUUAAUACCAAUUCCGAAAGAAAUCAAUCAGUUCGAAAUAUCCGAAAUGUCUUGCCAGGUUAUGCUUAUGCCCAAGACAACCACUUUAUUCACCAUGAAAACAUCAACCAGGUUCCAAUAAGAUGGUUUGAUUCCAAUCUUGAGAGACGUCAAUUUGGGAGGAGUAUCCGAAAUGUGUUGCCAACUUAUGCUGAUGUCCAAGACAACCACUUUAUUUUUCAAGAAAACAACAUCAACCAAGUUCCAAUAAGAAGAGAAAUAAUACCGACCCAUAGAUGGUCUGGCACCAAUAGAGAGACAAAUCAACAUAGGUUGAACACUCAAGAUGACUUUUUAGUGAAUGCUUAUGGCCAAGUUGACCACUAUAUUCUUCAGGAAAACAACAUCAACCAAGCUCCAGUAAGAAGAGGCAUUAUACCUACCCAGAGAAGGAAUAACACCAAUUUAGAGAGAAACCAACCUAGGCUGAGUACUCGAGAUGCAUUGUCAGCUGAAGCUAAUGUUCAAGAUGAUCGCUUUAUUUUUGACGUAAGAAACAUCAAUCAAACUCAAUCCGGAAGAGAUGUUGAAGUUUCUAAGAGACAUCAUCAUACCAAUCUUAAGAUAAUUCAAGUUGAAGAAGGAACAAAAGAUUCUGAAACCAUGACAUGUUCAAUUUGCCUCGUAGAACUUUUAGUUGGAUCGAGAGCUAUCCAAUUGCCUAGUCCAUGUUUGCAUGUCUAUCAUGACUAUUGUAUUCUUAAGUGGUUAGAUAUAUCUAACACGUGUCCUUUGUGUCGUAGAAAUGUUCGAUGA
Messenger RNA from Vicia villosa (hairy vetch), 813 nucleotides. RefSeq lists its product as uncharacterized. Gene Ontology annotation, molecular function: ubiquitin protein ligase activity; zinc ion binding. The transcript has a single exon. The coding region runs from base 1 to 813 and encodes 270 amino acids. Lineage: Eukaryota; Viridiplantae; Streptophyta; Magnoliopsida; Fabales; Fabaceae. The record is from RefSeq and is a predicted model, not a curated record. Gene Ontology annotation, biological process: ubiquitin-dependent protein catabolic process.